UAGGAGGAAGCCGGCCUAUGGGGUGCGGAGAUUGGGGUGUCGCUGGCAGUGAGGGCGGCGGAGGCUCGAAGGGGAAUUGGGGAAUAAAUGAAUGGUGACGGCGGCCGUGCGCCCGAGAAAUGGGGAAGAUGAUAGUCGGCUUCUUCCUCUUCAUCUCGCCAGCCUUUCCCGUCGGACCGUCGCGAAUGGAGCUGCACGCCGAGGCCAAAGAGCUCUGCUUCGGAGUGAACAAUGAGCCUUACUGGUGUGAAACGGGAUACUGCUGUGGGGAGACUGAAUGUUGCACCUACUAUUACGAACUGUGGUGGUUCUGGUUGGUCUGGACUAUAAUUAUCAUGCUUAGCUGUUGCUGUGCUUAUCGUCAUCGGCGUGUGAAACUCAGAUUACAACAGGAGCAGCGACAGAGGGAGAUCAGUCUGAUGGCAUAUCAGGGUGCUAGCACCUACACAACACAACCACUGGAUUUAAGGUUCUGGGCAAACUGCAAGCUCCCAGACUACGAGGAAGUAGCAGGCCACCCAGCUACACCGCCGCCUCCCUAUUCUGAGCCACAACAACAGAACGGGCAAGCCUCUAUCGAUGAAAAUGCUCUCGUAGAGAGCCAGCCUGCUCUGCAGGAGUCUGCGGCCUCGCUAGUGCAAGAUGUGGAGACCAGCUCAUCUGCUGAACAGGAAGGCGAGCAGGCGGGGCCUGACACCCCAGUGCUCAAUGGUUCAAGUGACAGGAUAAAUGGUGAUACAGUCCAAGGGGAGGAAUCUGCUGAUUUUAAAACCUUGGAGACGGAUUCUCAUUUGUGUGACCACGGAGAAAUGAAGGAAGACAACUCCUCGAGGCACCGGCGAAUCACUGGAGACUCUGGCAUAGAGGUGUGCGUGUGCCAGAUGGAUGAGGACCCUUACCAUGAGGAAGUGGGUCUGAUGAAUGGCGACAGCGCCCGCGAGUGUUGUGAGGCGCAGUCAUCAUGUAGCUCCCAGAUUGUCAAACAGGCUCCAAGCGAGCAGCCGAAACAGUGCUCGACAAAAGAGCAGGGGGAGGAGGAGAACAGUGAUGUGGUAUAAAUGUGCCCCUAUUGCUGGUACUUGAGUCAAACAGAUGGUGCAAUCUAUGACUGCUGACUGUUAAGCAUUAAUUAAUUCUGGACUUACGAUAUGUUUUCCACAAGGUACCCCGUGUCAAUCAGGUGAAAGACACAAAUUGUAGUCUAUAGACAGCUUUGUAUCUGUCUGGCGUUUCAGUCGGGUGGCCUACAAAUAGUCCAGAUUUCUUAUUAGCAAUUUUUAAAAUACUAUAGCAAUAUAAUGAGUGGAUAAUUUUCAAACUUUUGUCUUCAAGGCCUCUUAUUAGAAAAAUAUUCAGGCUUGUUUUGCCAUUUAAAACAAACUCACUCCAAUUUUUAAAAAAAAAUUACUUUGUAAAAUAGUGGGGUGAGGAAGGAAGCCUUUCUCUAACCUCAACUAUAGUUUGAGGGGAAAUGGAGCCUUUUCAGCAUUUCCCAUUUGCUGUUGUAUAGCAUUCGGAACAUGAAGGAGUUUCUCGAACUACUUCAGUUAAAUGCGUCACUGGAGGACUUCCAUCCUUGCAGUGUCCAUGUAGCUUCCUGUAGAGUUCCUGACAAAAGUCCUGCCUAGAAUUGGACAGUCGGUACGUGGUGACUCUAUGCCCUGUGAUGCAGCAUGUUAACUGGUUUACUGCCAUAUCCCAAGGAUUCUCACAUCAUUUAACUUAUUAAAAGAUGGAUCUGUUGUAUUACAACACAUUACCCAUCUGAAACUUCCUGGCUUCUUUUAUGCAGGAGGCUCAGUUUUAAUAAAAAUUGUUUGGUCUGCACUAAUGCAUUGUAUAAGUUUACUUUUAAGUUUAAGUUUAGAUUUGGCAUUAAGUCUAUUUCUGUGGUACUUUUGUUAUAAGUUUAACAGAAAACAAAAAUGUAUUACAAUUUGAAUGUUGAUGUGCUAAAUGAUAUACCAAACUUUUAUUCGUGCUAGGUAUAGUGUCUCCAUUAUAUUACAAAAAGCGCCAAACCCGAGGCAGUUGUUUAUAGAAUAGUAAAUGCAGUUUCUACCAGAAGAAAGUGUUAGAUGUUCAUCAUGUGUUUUACAGGUAUUCUGCCCAUUUGACGCAUAACCUGUUACACUGGAAUUCCAUCAGAAUUAUAGAAAGGUUUGCAAUAGUCAUGUUUCACAUUCUUGUCUGAUGAGCUUGGAUGAGGUACGGUAAGGACUUAGUUUUAGCAAGUGAAAUACUGGCAGUUACAGAGCAAUUGAAGAUGUAAUACUUGACAAUAUCGGCAUGUGUGUUUUUUCUCCCAUUGAAUAUAUAGGCAAUACCUCUGUGAAUCUUUAUUUCAGCCUUGGGUUAGUUAUGGCAAUUAUUGCUUAUAGUUUUUGAUUUAUAAAAUAUCUAUAAGCAUAAAUAGUGUUGGAAACAUGCCUUAGACUUCUGAAGAAUUGGUGUAGGGAAGGCUAAUGUGAAUGCAAACAGAUAAUUCUGUGUGAAAUUAGAGACUCAAUUAGAUGUGCAACAGUUAUGGCAGGAUUUGUAUGCCAUUACUUCCUACCGGAUGAAACCCAACAGUAUAAAUAGCAGUGAUGCUUCAUAUACUGGCGAGCUCCACACGUUUAAUGCAUGUUUUGAAAGGGAGAAUAAAACUGGUGUGAACCCCUGCAGCAUCUGGCAACCCUAUGAUAUGUGUUUCAGAGGCCAGCAUCAGGGCAUUCUUCAAGAGGGUGAACCCUCAAGGCAUCAGACUCCGACGUUGUACUGGCUGGGUACUGAUAACCUGUGCCAUCCAACUGGCGGGAGUGUUCAAGGAGAUCCUUAACCUCCCAUUGCUACGGUCGGAGGGCAUCCCAUUGCUUCAGAAGGGCAUCAAUCAUACUAGUGCACAGGAAGAUCAGGGUGAGUUGCCUCAUCAAUUAUCGCCUGAUAGAACAUUGACUGAGAAGUGCUUUGAGAGGUCAGUCAUGGCUAGAAUUAACUCCUGCUUGAGCAAGACCCUGGAAACCUUGCAAUUUGCCUACUGCCACCACAGGUCUGCAGCAGAUGCGAUGUUACAGGCCUUCCACUUGGCUUUGAACUAUCUAGAAAGCAGCAACAUGUAAAACAGCCUGCUGUUUAUCAAUUACAGCUGGGUGUUCAACACUAUCAUCCCUUUGACACCAUUGUCUCCUUGGUACUAAUCAACAAGCUUCAAAACUUGGGCCUUUCUACUUCCAAAAGAUGCAUAGCUCGUUGAUUUGUUCUCCAAUCUUUGAAAUCUGCUUACAAAUGUUUAAUCACCACGGGAGGAGUCAUUGUCAGUGUGAUGUUGAUUGUGGUUCUGUCCUCUGAAUGUAUAAAUAGGAUCAAGGUGAACAAACACAUAGACCGGAAUCCUAUUUAUGAGCUAAUUCCCCACAUCAUAAUUGAGUUUCUGAAAUGAUGUCGUCAUCUGAUUGAGAAGAAUGUAAAGGCCAAGCAUUCAGAGGACAUCAUGAUCAACAGCACACUGAGAAUGUCUCUUCACAUGGUGACAAUGUUUGUAAGUAAACUGCCAAGAUCGGAAAGCAACUCAACCCAACCCUUCUACCUCCCUCAGACAUGGGAUCCUUUAUUUCCUCAUUGGGAGACUACAGCUAGUGAUGCAAUCUUGAAGAAGGCACACCAGUGGCUCUGUGUCUUUAGGAGUUUGAGAUGAUAUCUACGGCACUAAAGACUUGCAAAUUUCUAAAAGGUGUGCAGUGGAGAACAUUCUAACUGGUUGCCUUACUGCCUGGUGUGUAUAGGACCACAGAAGGCUGCAGAGGGUUGUAGACUUGGUCAGCUCCAUUAUAGGCACAACCCUCUCCAUGGAAGACUCUUCAAAAGGCAGUGGCUCAGAAGGGCAGUAUCCAUCAUUAACGACACUUGCCAUCUAGAACAUGCCCUCUUAUUACUAUCAUCAGGGAGGAUGUGCAAGAGCCUGAAGCCCCACACUCUGUUUUAGGAACAGCUUUUUUCCCCCCUCUGGUCCCUGAACACUACCUCGUUAUUCUUCUUUUGCACUAUUUAUUUAUUUUAGCUUGUGAUCUUUAUGUAUUGCACUGUACUGCUGCCACAAAGCAACAAAUUUACAAGAUAUCAGUGACAAUAAAUCUGAUUCAGGUGAUACCUGCCAAAUGUAAUCUUCCCCAUUGCCCUUGCCAGACCUGUACUCCUCUUUGCACUCCCUCCUUUCCAUCUUAAACUAGAGAAAAGCAUUAGUCUUGUGAACUUCACUGAAAAUAUUCUAAACAAACACUACAAAAAAAAGAAAAUGGAAUUACAGAAGUCUAUUAAUAUAAACAACAAUAUAUGCACAAGGAUUACUGUUUUGUUACCUUUAUUUUUAUAAAAUCUCAGUGAAGGGCAUGGCCAUAAUUGAUGCCAUACAAGCAAUGGGAAUGCCUUUUUCAAAGAAAGAAACCCAGCAGGCGUUAAGAGCAGUAAGAAUUUAUAACAAGUUUCCAAACUCGGUGUUGAUUGAUCACAGUGAACAAGCAGAGUUGGCACAUCUUUCUGUGAUCAUUCUGAACUCUGUAAUAAAUUACUGAUGUCAUAAUAGUUAGCUAAAUAGUAUGUGCGACAUUUGCUAAUGACAUUCAGCCAUAAUUUUUAAAUCAGUGAGAAGGCAAAGUAAAUGCAGAAAUUGCCCUCUUGUGUCUUUUGCAUAACACCUUGUCAUAAAUCAUGACUGAGGUGGUGGAGAGAAAGGAGCUUCUGAAAACGGACUACCAAUGACCAGCAAUGAGAGCAAUUGAAGACUCAGCACUGUACAGUGGGGAGACAGGCCCCCCAUAUUGAUGCAGAUCAUGAGCCACCUAGUGAUUUAAUUUGGUAAAUUAUUUGAAACAUCACUCUGGUCACUUUAUUAGGUACACCUGUACACCUUUAUUAAUGCAACUAUCGAAUCAGCCAAUCAUGUGGCAACAACUCAGUGCAUUAAAGCAUGCAGACAUGGUCAAGAGGUUCAGUUGUUGUUCAGCCCAAAUAUCAGAAUGGCAUAACUACCACUCACUGGAUGCUUUCUGUGGGCAAAAAUGCCAUGUUAAUGAGAGAGGUCAGAGGAGACUGGCCGGUCUAGUUCAAGCUGACAGGAAGGCAACAGGAACUCAAGAAAUCAUGUUUCACAACAGCAGUGUGCAGUAGAGCAUCUCUGAACCUUGGAGGAUGAGCUACAACAGUAGCUGUCCGCACUGGGUUUCCCUCCUAUACCUAAUAAAGUGGCCACUGAGUAUAGAUUGAAAGGGUACGCGUGAAAGUUUAAAUAAACCCAACUGAAGUAAACUUAACACGAGGAAAUCUGCAGAUGCUGGAAGUUCAAGCAACACACACAAAAUGCUGGUGGAACGCAGCAGGCCAGGCAGCAUCUAUAGGGAGAAGCACUGUUGACGUUUCGGACCGAGACCCUUCCUCAAGACUCAAAGACCAGCAAUCCCAACGAAGGGUCUCGGCCUGAAAUGUUGACAGUGCUUCUCCUUAUAGAUGCUGCUUGGCCUGCUGUGUUCCACCACCAUUUUGUGUGAAGUAAACUUAAGUUUGUGAUCUGUGGAUUUGAAUAGUUCUUUAAAAAUUUAAUUUUGAACAGUAAAAUAUGUUGAGGCCUUUAAAUGGCUGUUUAUACAGAUGAGGGAUAUAAUAGAAGUAACAAGGUUGCCUGAAUUGUUUCCAACAGUAAAGGCUGAUCACAUGGGAGAAAUAGCACAUAGUGGCCAUGUUAUUAAGGGGAAAGUAAGCUGAUUGUAAAGGAUCCUGUGAGUAAAGAAUCCGACAGUAGGAUGUAAGGGACAGUAGUAAUUUCAAGGUUCUCUGCAUUCCCAUCUGAGCAAAGUGGAAAAUGGAAUGUAUUGGCCAUAAGCACUGAGCUGAGGCAGUGCAUCAAAAGGGGCAAUUGAACAAUUUCCUUGGUGUUUUUUUAAUGUAAAGAAUUGGCUGUCCUUUGGAGUAUUAUUUUGAGGGAGAUCAUUUGUUUUUUUGCAAUCUCAGAGUACUGUUAUAUUUUGAUGCCUUUUUAAUAUGAACAUUUUAAUUUUGUAAUUUGAUAGGGACAAUGAUAGAUGCAUGUUCUAUGGUGUGAUUUCAUUGUACUCUGAAUUACAGUGCUGAAGUCUUUUUUUAUAUAUAUAUAUAUAAAAAGAAUAAAUGAAAAUUGUUUCCUUGCUGCUACUUAAGAUCACGAAUGAAUUAUUUUUGGCACAUUAGGAUUUGAUGACAAGCAGAUCUAUCUGUCUGAUUCUGGAUGCAAGUUAUCCUGAGACCCAUCAGAAUACAGUUUAAGGUGUGAUGUUUGUUUAUUUAGAGAUACUGCAUGAUGACUGACCCCUUUCCAGCUCAACAAGCCCAUGGUGCCCAAUUCCACCCAUGCAACCAAUAAACCUGUACGUUUUUGUAUAUCCUCUCUGUGAUUACUUGGCUUUCCUCCCACAUUGCAAACUCCUUUCAGACAAACCCCGAUCAGUGAUUAUUGACACUGUAAAGUAAUAAUGCUGAUUGACACUGUCCUUAUUUUGAUGCAUUCUGAUCCAGUGAGCCUGCACCCAUGAUCAAUUAAUCUACUAUUCUGAACAUCAUUGGAAUGUGGAAGGAAACCAGAGCACCUGGAGAAUAUAGAAGCUCUUUAAAGACAGCGGCAGGAAUUGAACCAGAGCUGUGUGCUAACUGCUAUGCUACCACGUCCCUCCCUUGAUUAUGGGAUAAAUAACACAAUAUCAAUUCCAUUUCAGUACUGAAUGAACAGAUGAGGAAUUUCUAUAGCCAGAGGGUGGUGAAUCUGGAAUUCAUUGCUACGGUUGGCUGUGGAGACCAAGUCAUUAGGUAGAUAUAAAGCAGAGAUUAAUAGGUUCUUUAUUAGUAAGGGUGUUGAAGGAUUUUGGGGAGAAGGCAGAAGAUUGGGGUUGAGAGGGAUAAUAAAUCGCCCAUGUUGGGUUCUGCUAACUCUUCCUAUGUCUUAUGGUCUACUCUGGGCUUACAUAUUCUCAAGCCUCACAACCCUUCCUUAGACGUGUCUCGGCCCGAAACGUUGGCUACUCUUUUCUCACGGAUGCCGCCUGGCCUGCUGAGUUCUUCCAGCGUUGUGUACCACAGCAUCUGUUUGAUGUGUUUGAUCCACAGCAUCUGCAGUUGUAUCUUUGUGUUUUGACCCCUUAUCCUGUAUGGUGCCCACAAAACUGCCAGAGCACUGGUACUAUUCAUUCACGACCCUAGGUGCCAGCUCCAUACACCUAUCUAAACUUCUCUUGAAUGUUGAAAUCAAAAUCGCAUUCACCACUUGCACUAGCAGCUUGUUGCACACUUGCCACACUCUCUCUAAAGAAGUUUCCUCUUAAAUGUUUCCUCUUUUACCCUUAACUCAUGUCCUUCAUUUGUAGUCGCACACAACUACAGUGGGAAAAAUACAACUUCAACAUAACAUGCCAACUCCUGUAGUCAGUACUUUGAUUUAUGAAGGCCAAUGUGCCAAAAGCUUUCUUAAUGACCCAACCUACCUGUGACGCCUCUUUCAAUAAAUUAUGGACUUGUUAUCCCAGGUCCCUUUGUUCUACUGCUCACUGUGUAAGACCUACCCUGGAUGGUCCUCCCAAAGUGUACACCUAACUUGUCUGCAUUAAAUUCCCUGUGCUAUAAUUUGUAAACAAUUUUCUCAGCUGAUCCAGAUCCUGCUGCAAGCUUUGGUAGUCUUCCUUGCUGUCCACUACAUCUCCAAUUUUGGAGUUAUCUGCAAAUCUGCUGAUCCAGUUAACCACAUUAUCAUGUACCUGUGCAAAUUUCUCUUAAGUGUUACAGUUGAACUUCCAUGGUUUACCAGUUCCAUGGUCAGCUCACUCCAGCCUCUAGGUGAAGUUCUCCCUCAGAUUCUCCUUAAAUAUUUCAUACUUCACACGAAACCUGUCUCCGCUAGUUGUAGGCUUGCCUAGUAUAAAAGGGAGUAUUGUGGUAUAGAGCGAGCUAUUUCAGCAUCCACAGUGAGAUUGAAUGGAUGAUUAGAAAUGAGAAUGAAGAAUGUUGCUACCUGUUCCAUCUGGGAGGUAAGCUCGACAACAAUGGAUAAGGAUUUUUUUUCUAGUAGUUGUUGUGUCAGUCAUAUCUUGAUAACUACAUGCCUAUUCUCAGCAUGAGGGAGGAGAGUAUGGCACAAAAAAAUUGGUCAGAAAAGCAGGUUAAAGACUGAUGGUACUACUACUUCAAUGCCCAAAAAUAAAGCUGGAAAGGAGUUCCUAACCCUUGGCCGUGUAACUAUUCUGCUUUGAGAUUCAGCAAUACUUAGAGCUAAUCUGGAGACCAUUUUGCUGUCACAUCUACAAGGAGUGCUGCUUCAAGAAAGCAGCAUCCAUGAUCAAGUACCACCAUCCAGGCCCUGCUCUCUGCUUGAUACUGCCAUCAGGAAGGAGGUAUAGGAGCCUUAGGUCCCACACCACCUGGUUCGGGAACAGUUAUUACCCCUCAGCUGUCAGGCUCCAGAACCGGCGAAUAACUUCACUCACCUCAACACAGUGGAUUUGACAACCUAUAAACUCAUUCUCAGGACUUUACAACUCAUGCUCUGAAUAUUAUGUAUUUAUUUGUGUGUUUUAUGUUUUUUUUUGUACUUUCACAGUUUGCCUUUUGCACAUUGGUUGUUUAUCAGUCUUUGUAGUUUUUUCCCCCAUUGUAUACUGUAAUUGAUGUUUUUUUUCUUCUAUAUAUGUAUUGCAUUGAACUGCUGCUGCUAAGUUAAUAAAUUUCACGCCUCA
Molecule: messenger RNA, 8726 nt
Organism: Hypanus sabinus (Atlantic stingray)
Lineage: Eukaryota; Metazoa; Chordata; Chondrichthyes; Myliobatiformes; Dasyatidae
Product: WW domain-binding protein 1-like
Exons: 4
Coding region: 120-1058 (312 amino acids)
Source: RefSeq, a predicted model, not a curated record